Messenger RNA from Theileria orientalis strain Shintoku, 2145 nucleotides. RefSeq names its product molecular chaperone DnaJ. The record is from RefSeq and is a predicted model, not a curated record. Gene Ontology annotation, biological process: cristae formation. The coding region runs from base 1 to 2145 and encodes 714 amino acids. NCBI's taxonomy places the organism in Eukaryota, Apicomplexa, Aconoidasida, Piroplasmida, Theileriidae. The transcript has 3 exons.
AUGGAUUUGGAAUUAGACGAUUUCGACUACUACGAUGUACUAAAUUUGUCUCCAAAUGCGACACAAGAAGAAAUUAAAACCAAUUAUCGCAAUUUAAUUAGGCUUUGGCACCCGGAUAAGCAUUCCUCCACCAGUGACUCGGCCUAUGUGACAUAUAGUAAUGGCCAGAAUGAGGCUACAUAUCGGAAUGUAUCAAUUGAGCCCGAAGACCCAUUGACUAAGAAGAGGGAGACAGCUUUUACAAAGAUCCAGAAGGCAUAUUCAGUGCUUUCAGACCCAGUGUUAAGAAGCCAGUACGAUAAAUAUGGGCAAGAAGGAUCGACCUUAGCAAAGCUGAUAAUGAAUGAGAAGACGAGUGAGCGAAGUGUGUACUCGAUUCCUGAGGAUUUGAGCGAGGAUGGGCCGAAGCAAGAGAUAUCGAGCAUAGAAAAGAAUAACGAGUUCGUCUCAAGGCGAGUGUUCCUGCUGCUGAGGGACCGGUACCAAAGGGAGCUUAAGAUGCUCCCCUUCCAGGUGGUGACAAACUAUACGUUCAACGCAAGGAGUGACCUUUUUUCCGACGACGUGAUGUUCAAAAAAAGGAAGGAUGACAAGUACUCGAGUCAGGCGCUGAUGCCGAGCAGAUACUUGUACUUGACAGGAGUGACGCUGGACAAUUCAGUCGAGCUCCUGUACAACAAGUACAGGUUCGGAGUGACGCUAUCGGCCGUUCUGGCGAGAGGCACGUUUGGAAACCUGCUCUCACGCAUCUACAUGAGCAAGGAGCUCUCGGACACGCUGGAGCUGAGAGUGAGCGCGGACACGGGCAACUUCUUCACGAACAGGGUGCUGCUGCUGAGUCUGAAGAAGAAGUUCAGCGAAACGUUCUGGUCGACUGCGAUUCUGACGCUCUCGGACAGGCUCAUGCCGAACCUGUACGCAGUCUUCCACAAAAACCUGAACAACAAGCACUCGUUCGAGCUCACGCUGACGAACGGAGUGUUCCUGGACUACUCCUACCUCAAGGUGCUCAACAGGCACACGAAGGUAAACCUGAAGGUGGUGGCGACGCCGGACAACAUGGGCGUCGAGAUGAGGACGAAGACGCUGAACGUCUUCGGAAGCACGCUGGGAGCAGUGGUGAGGCUGUGCCUGAUGAAGGGGCUCUCGGUCGAGUGGUUCUUCAGGACGUUCCUGGAGUCGAACUACCUGGGAAUCAUGAAGGCGGAGUACAGGCUGUGUCUGAACAACAACAAGGUGCUCCUGGUCCUGAAGGGCAUUGUCAACAACUCUAAGGUGGUGGUGCCAGUUCUACUGUACAGAGGCGACGAAAACCAGGCGAUAUACCUGGUGUCAUCGCUGACGGCUCUGACCCUUCUGAUGCCCCUGGUGGCGACGGCGGCGCGCAACCUGUACGACAACGUGUGCAGGAUGUCGACGAAGAGGGAGGGAGACAACGUGCUUCUGGACAGGCUCAACAGCAUAAUAGAGUUCGAGGAGUCGGUCUACAGAAACCCGCUCAGGAAUAACUUCUACGCCACGUUCCCGCAGUUCUUCAGGAAGUCGUACGCGUACUACUUCACGGCGGUGCAGGGCGACCUCGGCCUGUACGAGUGCAAGCACAUUAAGUACUACCAGUACCCGCCGCUGCAGAGCGGCCGCUGGGAUCGCGGCUCCGGGGAGUCGGACUCCGACGCCAAGUACAGGCCUGGCCCAGAGGGCAAUGAGCCGACCUUCGAGACGAGCAGGGAGGACGACCUCGGCAGGAAGAUAGCCGCCGACGAGAACAACAAGCUGCUCAACAUCGCCAGGUCGACCUACCUCAGGGAGCUGGAGAAGAAGGGGAUGCUCGUGCUGCUGGCGCUCUACGGGCAUCCCACGGUUCUGGACUACGUGAGCAGGAACCACAAGUCGAUCUACUUCAACACGCGCAGCUACAGUCCACGAGAGGACGUGGUGGCCGAGUUCCUCAGCAGGAGUGGCGCCAGAAAACACUUUGACCCCGGCUUCAAUGCCGCAAGAUGCGUCUUCAACGUUACCAACGUUGUCAUGUCCAAGGUCACAGACUCGACGCUCUACAUGUCGGGAAGGAAUAAGGAAAACCUCAUUGGCUUCUACAACCCGUGUAAGAACCUAGGAAUCGCACCAAAACUACUGAUCAUGUGA